GUUUAUGAAGGACGAGCCCAUCAUGACGGUACACAGCCAAAUGCUCUUGCCUGUCUACAUCUUUACCUUCCUAAUCGGGCUGCCUGCCAACAUCCUUGCGUUCUGCACCUUCUGCCGCAAGAUUCACCACAAACCUGCACCCAUUGACAUCCUUCUGCUCAACCUCACCAUCUCUGACCUCGUCUUUCUUGCCUUCUUACCCUUCAAGAUGAAGGAGGCUUACGACGGCAUGAUUUGGCUGAUGUUUGAAUUCCUUUGUCCCCUUAGCAGCUUCAUAUUCUACUCUACUAUCUACACCAGCACUUUCUUUCUGACGGGAAUCGGCUUUGAGCGAUAUCUCGGCGUUGCUUUCCCGAUCCGGUACGCGAUGUACCGGCGACCUCGCUAUGCGGUGAUUGCUAGCGUCUUCUUCUGGCUGGUGGGUACAGGCAACCUGAGCAUUGUGUAUAUUUUGCCACUGUUGCCUUUGAGCGGUGAAAGUGACAAUGACCAUAGUCAGAACAACAGUUCGACAGACCCUGCACUGAUGCAGUGCUAUGACAACUUCACCAAGGAGCAGCUGGAGAUUCUGCUUCCAGUCCGCCUGGAGCUCUUCCUGGUGCUCUUCUGUGUCCCCUUCCUCAUCUGCUGCUUCUGCUACAUCAACUUCAUACGGAUCCUGUCCCGCUUGCCCCACAUUGGCCGGCGUCGGAAGCUAAGGGCCAUCGGACUGGCACUGGUAACUCUGAUAGUGUUCGCAGUGUGUUUUGGGCCCUAUAAUGCCUCACACGUGGUAGGGUACAUCCACGGAGGGAGCGAGGAAUGGCGCCCAUGGGCUUUAGCAUUCAGCACCCUCAACGCCUGCCUGGACCCUAUGAUCUUCUACUUCUCAUCGUCAGCUGUAAGAAAGGCACUCAGCUGCUUUACGAAGGGACUCGGGGAGAAAGUUCACGUCUUGAAAUGUAAACAGUCACAGUGCUGUCCUCUGCUCAUCCCCAAGACUGAGAAAUACAGAGAAAGACCUCCACCUGAUGAACUGAGAGGUCCUUAGCUUUGUGUCUGCUAAUAUAAAAAUAUGUCUAGCUAUGCAUCUGCCUACACAAAUGUCUAAUGCACUUCAAGCCCUAAUGAAAAGUCCAGCUCAAGUCUAGCUUUGGCUGGUAAUUUGGCUGAUAGUUGGUUUCAGAUGUUUUCUGUGGUAUUUGAUUGUCAAUGUGGUUGAAAAGCUGGUCAUCCAGGUAAAAACUUAUAUUCCUAAUAUAAUAAGCUAGCUGGUUGAUUCGCUAUUUAUCAGCGCAGUGUUUGUUUCAUUUGAUUUUGGCCAUGCUAAUCAAUCAGGUCAGGCUGGUCAGGCUGGUUGAACAACAUGUUUGUCAGAUUGAUCAUUAUUGUGGUCCAGCUACACCAUCAAACUCAAACAAAAACAUACUAUUUUCUGGU
Astyanax mexicanus (Mexican tetra) is the source of this 1419-nucleotide messenger RNA. RefSeq lists its product as uncharacterized. Gene Ontology annotation, cellular component: plasma membrane. The transcript has a single exon. Gene Ontology annotation, molecular function: G protein-coupled receptor activity. Bases 5 to 1030 code for a protein of 341 amino acids. NCBI's taxonomy places the organism in Eukaryota, Metazoa, Chordata, Actinopteri, Characiformes, Acestrorhamphidae. Gene Ontology annotation, biological process: G protein-coupled receptor signaling pathway; cellular response to fatty acid. The record is from RefSeq and is a predicted model, not a curated record.